GAGGUGAACAGGGUUGGGAAAGACACCAAAGUGGGACGCCAUGGCGUGCAGCGGAAAGACUGGCAUGACUAUGAGACAAUCAGAAGAGACGCAGCGAGAUCUGGAAACGGUGAGCAGGGGAAGCCGUUCCCUCUGACCGAUGCUGACCGGGUGGACCAGGCCUACAGGGAGAACGGGUUCAACAUCUACGUCAGCGAUAGGAUCUCGCUGAAUCGCUCCGUCCCUGACAUACGCCAUCCCAACUGCAAACUGAAGCUGUACUCAGAGAAGCUGCCAAACACCAGCAUCAUCAUCCCGUUUCAUAAUGAGGGCUGGUCGUCGCUGCUGAGGACGGUUCACAGCGUGCUCAACCGCUCUCCUCCAGAGCUCAUCGCAGAAAUCAUCCUGGUCGACGACUUCAGCGACAAAGGUACCGAAAUAAACCAUUUCCACGCAGGUUCUCAUUAGUGCAGCCGGCAGGAU
This is a messenger RNA of Cyprinodon tularosa, 462 nucleotides long. It is a transcript of the gene galnt10, whose product is annotated as UDP-N-acetyl-alpha-D-galactosamine:polypeptide N-acetylgalactosaminyltransferase 10 (GalNAc-T10). The record is from RefSeq and is a predicted model, not a curated record. The transcript has 3 exons. Gene Ontology annotation, cellular component: Golgi apparatus. NCBI's taxonomy places the organism in Eukaryota, Metazoa, Chordata, Actinopteri, Cyprinodontiformes, Cyprinodontidae. The annotation marks the transcript as partial.